GCAGUGUAACAUAUGUCAAAUGUUUGGACAUGCAGAAAGUGUCUGCAGAUGGAAGGACCCGAGAUGUGGGACGUGUGGGGGAAACCACUUUGAUGGAGACUGUAUAGCAGAAGAGAAUUACAGAGGAAUAAAGUAUUGUAACUGUGGUGGAGAACAUGAGGCGACAUUCCUUGGAAAGCCCAUAUAGGGUGAAAGAGAUGGAGGUGGCCAAAAUCAGGGAAUUCAGUCUGUCUCCUAUGCGGAGGCGGUAGAAAGGAUAGAAAAAGUAGAAUAUCCGAUGUUGUCAGGUAGGCCUCUGCAGGCUGCAGAGUUGGCCUCCCACCGGCAGGAUCCAGAUAUGCUGUAUGUAAAGAAGGUGGACGUUGUGGUUUUUAUGGCAAUGGUGAUCAAUGGCACAGCUAAUGUGGAGGGAAAGUCAAGGAAGAUGGGCAUUAUUGUGGAUGCGGCAGGUGGUUUGACGUUUGAAGAACUGAAGGAGAGAGAAAUAACAUCAAAAACAUCUCCCACUCUCACCGUGUGCAGUUUCCUUUUUUCACCCCUGUACAGUUGGUGGCGGUAAUGCACCAUCAAUAUUGGAUGCCAACCGCCGUUAAACCCCACUUAAGAAGAAGUAGUAAACGGAAGUGAACCACAGUGACCAUGAACAAUUUCUUAGACGUUUAUUAACACCCUGGAUUUCAAAAUAUGAGUAGUCAUAACUGCACAGCAUCACAUUCUCACCCCAUAUAGAGUAUAAUUCGUGUUGGAGACGAUUUAGUUGAUAGAAGGUAUAUAGGUAAAGCUAGCUACUAACGUUCGCUAACAAUGGCUAACUGUAUGGUGUUCCACACUCAAAUAGCCUCCAUCAUGGAGGUGCUAGCGAAUGCAGCCGUUGCAGAGAUCUGUAAACUCGUAGACGACGACUAUGCAGUGUUUCGUUUGGAAAUAACUCAAAGCCAGAAAGAAAACAGGACAUUGCGGAGAAAACUACUGGAACUGAAGGUGGCACGGGAGCGCGCAGAGAGAACAAUGCCAGAACGCUUCCUCUCCAGUCGUCCCAGUAGUGUCAAGAUCCUCGACCGAUACAGAGGAAUGGCAAGAGGUGAAGGACAUCUCACUGGAGGCCACAGGAGCUUUGUGAAGCCAGCGGGACACAAUACAUGGAGAGAUGACCAACCAAUCACUGUUGAUGAGGGGAGUGGAACCUCAACCCAGCAUAUUAUCGUGAUAGAAUCUGCAGAUGCAGAGGCUGCAGGUCCUGGGGUCAAGCAGGAGAGGUCUGAAGGAAAGGAGGACCCACAGCAUAGCAGAGACAUCCAGACUGGUGCGGCUAGAGAGCCCCCUGUAGCCACGGAUGAACCCACCACUGCCCCAGUGCAUCCCAGGACCCAACGAAGCAGCACGGAGGUCAGUGGAACGCUGAACGCCGUCCUCAAGUCAGACACGAAGACUUUAACGGGCCUGGGGCGACUGGGCUGUCCUCCUGCUCCCUGCACAGAGUAUUUACUUUACGGUAGCUCGAGGACGGUUCUGUCCCAUCAGGACUCAGGUGACGCUUUACAGACUCACAAUGAUCCGUCCUGUUCAUAUGCUACAGAGACACAGAUGAUAUCUGGUGACUUGCCUGUGGGCUUAGAUACACAGACUAAUCCAAUGAGGGGGGACUGGAACCAGUACAGUAGUAGUGUGUACUCUGAAGGGUUCCUAGAUAAGAAAGAGGAGGAUCUGGUCGUAGAUGAGGUGACUGUGAAAGUGGAGAGCGAUGCUCCUCUGACAUGGAAUGCAGACGAGACUCACUUAGGAAAAGGACACUCGCAGGGCAACACAAGUGACUUCUUAGACUACAGGGAAAGCUUAGAGACAAAUCUAAAUGUCGCAACCCAGUCCCCUUUACACCGAGUGACCAUGUUGAUGGCACCUUCCAAUUCACAAGGCAGCGUCCUUUUCGAACAGGUAUCGAACUCAAAUGAUCAAAAGGCCAAGGAGCGGGAAGGGGCAGCAACAACCGGUGGUAAAGAGAAGCGGUUCCUCUGUAUGUUCUGUAACAAAGGCUUCAGCUGUUCCCAGAAGGUGGAGAUCCACCAGAGGGUCCACACAGGGGUGAAACCCUUCACCUGUACCCAGUGUCACAUGCGCUUUGCCCAUGCGGGCAACCUGAAGAGGCACCAGAGGGUCCACACAGGGGUGAAACCCUUCAGCUGUACCCAGUGUCACAUGUGCUUCGCCCAGGCUGGUGACCUGAAGCGGCACCAGAGGGUGCACACAGGGGAGAAACCCUACAGCUGUACCCAAUGUCCAAUGCGCUUCGCCCAGGCAGGUGACCUGAAAAGGCACCUGAAGGUCCACACGUGAGAAGGCCAUUUGCUGGGUACGCACUGCAGGAAGAGGUUCUCGGAAAGGAGCUACAUCAGGAUACACCAGCAGAAAAACCACUCCACUCCAUAUCUUCUGACAUUUAGAUCAAACCCUGCAUUAAAGACAAAGAUUCAUUUUGAUUGUUGUCAACAGAAAAGAUCCGCAGAUGCUUUUGGAAUAACGAGAGUAACCGAUUUCAGUGUUGAAUAUUCCUGAAUAGAAUAUUGCAUCCAGACAUUGUGAUAUAUAAGCCUAAAAAGUCUGUUACAUAUUGUGUUUGUACUGUGUAGGCUAUAUGAUGUCUGCAAAUGCAUGUUUCAUUACUUCCAUCCUCAAUACAUUUUUUCCCAAGACACUUUUAAUAAAAAAAUGAAGUUCAUGCAGUUUUUACGUGUGGUAUUCAUAUGGUGUGUUUGACACUUGUUUAUUAAACAAAAUUUGACUUUU
Salmo salar (Atlantic salmon) is the source of this 2781-nucleotide messenger RNA. NCBI's taxonomy places the organism in Eukaryota, Metazoa, Chordata, Actinopteri, Salmoniformes, Salmonidae. The record is from RefSeq and is a predicted model, not a curated record.